UCGAGCGGUGGGAGGACCGAGCUGACUCCGAGGAGACGCGGGCCGGGAUGUGGGCCAGCUCUCGCCGCUCAGUCACCGCACUCGCCUGAUGGCGUCUUUACGGGCCCUCGGCGUCCUGCGCCGGCACCUUUACACGCACUUUACCCGCAGGAGCUUCGGCCUGUCCGGCGGGAGGGGAAGCCAGAGCCGGGGCGGAGCCAGGCCCGGGGUUGGGCCUGGUCCCCGAGAGGGAGCCGCGACCUCGGGUACGGGGCAACCGGGGGUGACCGCGCUGGACAGGGCGGAUGCUUGGAUGCUCAGGAAGGCUCAUGAAGCAGGAUUUCUCUCCUGGUUUCGGAAUGGGCUGUUGGCCACUGGAGUUGGAGUGAUCGCCUACAUGCAGAGUGAUGUGGGGAGGGAGGCGGCUUACGGAUUCUUCAUCCUCGGCGGAGUGUGUGUCUCCUACGGGAGCGGGUCCUACAUCACCAACCUCUUCCUGCUGAGGCGGAUGAUGAUGCUGACCGUGCCGACUGCUCUGCUGAGCGGGCUGGUGGUGGGCUCCGUGGCGGUCUUCUGGGUCUGUGCCCUGUCCCUCUACAUUGGCCGGCUCGAGGUGGAGUUCAUCUACGACGAGGAGUGCGAGGACUGCCAACCGAAAGAGGACGGCGGGAAAUCGGACAAGUAACGAGGGCGGGAAGUGAACAGAGCGGGCGUUGGAGGCGGGAACUUGGACCUGUAGACAUGUGUACGUUACGCACGGUGCAAUAGUCGGCACCACGCCAAAGGUGCCUCAUUCGUAAAGAGCUGCGGGGCGAGGUGAAGGGGGCUUCAGAAACACAGAAUCUGUCUCUAUUUAAUCACUGGGUUAAAGGAAAAUUAUCAAUUUUAAGCUGCUGCUUGUUUUUUUUCCUGUCUGCGAGUAGUUUAGUUGCUGGGAGCGGUAGGCAGCUUUACCCACCGGGAUGUGCCUGUAACAAAGACGCCCGUCUGCAUUGAGUUAUCCUGUCUUGCCCUGUGCAGCCGGAAGGGACCCCCUGCAACCCUGGGCUAAGAAACGCCAACCUGGGGUUCCUUCCUCCUGAUCGCUGUCCAAUCACCCCACUACCCCCAGGUUUAACUUGUGUGUAUUGUGAGAAUUUUGCAUUUGGCUGCACCCCCUUCCACUGUCAGACAGCUUGCCUCUGUCCCUAACUAGGCUUCUAAGUGCAUUUGGGCCCCCUUUUAAGGGGGCCAUCCAGCACCCUUGGGAAAGGGAGGAUAGGAAACCUAGUCUGCAAGGGGCCAAAUGGCCUCCUUCACUGUAAUUUUGCUAAAUCAUCUUUCAGUGCUGCCUUCAUCCUCUCCUCCUGAGCUUUGGCUGUGAUCAGGGGAGCCUUGGGAGAUGAGCAGGUGCCCCUUCCCAGCACUGUAAGACCCCUCGGUGCUCAUUCCCAACAUUGAGCUCUCAACCCUAAGGCUUUGGGUGGCUUGCAUUCUUCUGUGAAAAAAAAUGGAAUGAAAUAAAAAGUGAUAUUAAAACUUCAAAA
This is a messenger RNA of Pristis pectinata (smalltooth sawfish), 1505 nucleotides long. It is a transcript of the gene tmem160, whose product is annotated as transmembrane protein 160. The transcript is spliced from 4 exons. Bases 89 to 664 code for a protein of 191 amino acids. The record is from RefSeq and is a predicted model, not a curated record. Lineage: Eukaryota; Metazoa; Chordata; Chondrichthyes; Rhinopristiformes; Pristidae.